Messenger RNA from Telopea speciosissima, 3055 nucleotides. Its product is annotated as CSC1-like protein RXW8. The transcript has 13 exons. Gene Ontology annotation, molecular function: calcium-activated cation channel activity. Gene Ontology annotation, cellular component: plasma membrane. The record is from RefSeq and is a predicted model, not a curated record. The coding region runs from base 492 to 2852 and encodes 786 amino acids. NCBI's taxonomy places the organism in Eukaryota, Viridiplantae, Streptophyta, Magnoliopsida, Proteales, Proteaceae.
CGAUUAAUCGUCCACAUGGUUCUUCGGCUUGCCGGGAGAAUCGUCCAGCCAAUGAAUAUGCGGCACGCAUGCUGUCCUUGCCACAUUAAGGUUUCGCGGUGGACGAUUUCCUAUUUGUCCGGACUUUCGAAGACGAUCGAUCCUCCCUGGUAUUUCUUAGGGUUUCCUGUCUUCUUCAGUCGUGCCUCUCGUUCACAUUCUUUUAGAAGUGGAAUCAAGCGUGAAAAUGGCGGAUGAUAUUUGAUACAUUUUCCUUCCAUCUUCGUUUUCCGUAACUUUUGUCUUUGAACACCUGCUUCGCUUUUUUCAGGCUGUUGUUUCGCUUCAACUUUCUCAUUAAGUUCCUUCUUCCUAUCACCGUCAAUCCCAAAAGCAGGCGCAACGCUGUGGCCCUUUUGAACUUGCCCAGACACAAGGCGAAAACUUAGAAGAUUGAAUGGUUGUUAUUUGGCAUAAUGAUAGCUAAAGUUUUUCAUUUGUUGUAGACAGAGAUGGAUGUCUCUGCUCUUUUAACUUCUGUUAGCAUCAACAUAUGCGUGUGCGUGCUCCUGUUGUCAUUUUAUUCUAUUUUAAGAAAACAGCCGGGCAACGUGAGUGUGUACUUUGGCCGGAGGCUUGCUCAAGAGAAAAUUAAACUCAAUAAUUCUUUUCAAUUUGAGAGGUUCAUUCCUUCCGCAAGCUGGAUUGUUAAGGCGUGGGAAACAUCUGAAGAAGAGAUCUUGACAAUUGCAGGCUUAGAUGCUGUGGUCUUCCUGAGGAUACUUGUUUUCAGUAUUCGGAUAUUCUCCAUUGCUGCUGUAAUUUGCCUGCUAGUAGUUCUACCAUUGAAUUAUUUUGGGCAAGAGAUGGAACAUAAGCAAAUUCCUUUUGAGUCUCUGUAUGUAUUUACCAUUGGAAAUGUCGAGGAAGGAUCAAAAUGGCUUUGGGCCCAUUGUCUUGCAUUGUACGUCAUAUCUUUUUCGGCUUGUGCUCUUCUUUACUUCGAGUACAAGAGAAUCUUUAAAAUGAGGUCAGAAUAUAUUACUCGAUAUUCUUCCAGCCCGAGUCAAUUUUCAGUUCUUAUCCGUUCCAUCCCCUGGUCUGCAGAAGAAUCAUACAGUGAUUUAGUAAGGAAUUUCUUCACAAAGUAUCAUGCAUCAAACUACCUUUCACAUCAAAUGGUUUAUCAGUCUGGAACAUUUCAGAAACUAAUGAGUGAUGCAGAGAAGAUGUAUAAGGUGGUUUAUAAUUAUGGGUCAAACUCCAUCGAGAAGAAUUUUCGGCCAAGUCUGUUACAAUGUGGUCUUUGUGGAGGAAAAAUAAAUUCUUUCAAGAUGUUACCUUGUGAACCUGAGAAACGUAACCUUGAACAUUUGGGUUCAAGUAUAAAAGAUAAGGAAUGUGGAGCUGCUUUUGUUUUUUUCAGGACUCGCUAUGCUGCUGUUGUUGCUUCACUUGUCCGUCAAUCUUCAAAUCCUAUGUUAUGGGUCACUGACUUGGCUCCAGAACCACAAGAUGUUUAUUGGUCAAAUCUUUGUAUCCCCUAUAGGCAGCUUUGGAUUCGUCGGAGAGUAACGCUUCUGGCCUCAUUUGUUUUCACCAUUUUAUUUUUAAUUCCUGUCACAUUGGUACAAGGUCUGACUCAACUGGAGCUGCUACAGCAGCAGUUCCCAUUUCUGAAAGGUAUUUUAAAAAAGACCUAUAUUAGUCGGCUGGUUACAGGAUAUCUACCAAGUGUGAUAUUGCUGUUAUUCCUGUACACUGUCCCUCCUGUGAUGAUGUUUUUUUCGGCUGUGGAAGGAUCAAUAUCACGUAGUGGAAGGAAAAAGAGUGCAUGCUGCAAAGUCCUCUACUUCACAAUCUGGAAUGUUUUCUUUGUUAAUGUGUUUUCUGGAUCUGUCAUAAGCCAGGUGGAAAAAUUCAUCUCUAUGCCAAAAUCCAUACCUGCUGAACUUGCUACAGCUGUACCAAGGCAGGCUACUUUCUUCACUACUUAUAUUUUAACAUCAGGUUGGGCAGGGUUGGCCUGUGAAGUUGUGCAAAUUUUCAAUCUGUUCUGCAGCCUGUUUUAUAGAUUCAUACUCAGAAGCAAUGAUGUUUCGUUCUUCAGUGCCCUAUCUUUUCCAUACCACACAGAAAUUCCAAGAGUUCUUCUGUUUGUACUUCUUGGCUUCACUUGUUCAAUCCUGGCUCCUCUAGUAUUGCCUUUCUUGCUGGCCUACUUCUUUCUAGGGUAUGUUGUGUAUCGUAACCAGAUUCUUAAUGUGUAUCUGUCAAGGUAUGAGACCGGUGGACAGUAUUGGCCUAUUGUACACAAUGCCACAAUCUUCUCAUUGGUGCUGAUGCAAAUAAUAGCACUUGGGGUUUUUGGAUUAAAAGAAUCACCAGUUGCAUCAGGGUUCACCAUUCCACUGGUGAUAUGCACACUACUUUUUAACGAGUACUGUAGGCAGCGGUUCCAUCCCAUUUUUAAGAGUCCUUCUGCAGAGGGAGUUAUUGAGAUGGAUCAGCAAGAUGAACAGAGUGGGCGGAUGGCAUUGAAUCAUCAAAAUCUGCAAUCAGCUUAUUGUCAGUUGACACUGGACUCAAGUAGUCCCUUUUGUAAGAGUUCUUCUGCGGAGGUUCUCAUUGAAAUGGAUCAACAAGAUGAGCAGAGUGGGCACAUUUCAGAAAUUCAAGAACAACUGCAAUCAGUCUGUUGUCAGUUAACACUGAACUCGCAUAUGCAUAGUUUCUGUAAAGCCGAGGAUUUCAAUCAUUCUGAAGAUGCAGACAGCAUCCAGGAUCCAGGGUACAAGAAGCCAGGAGAUGGAGCCAACCAAUUUAGCAAAGCAUGGGCCAGGUUGAGAAGCAAAGAUGCCAACGAACUGUAGAAUGAGCUGAUUCUUGUGUAUAUAAGUUUCUCUUCAAUAUUGUUUCAUACCUUACCACCAUGAUUUUGAUGGUGCCUUGACAAAAGUAAUUGGAUAGAUAGUGAUACUUGCUGGAAACUGUUUCUUCGCAUUAUACAAAUGAAUACCUCAAGCCAGAUUUGUAGAAUGUCUGCUCAUGUCAUCAAGUGAUCUGUGUUCGGAUC